This is a messenger RNA of Mesocricetus auratus (golden hamster), 13502 nucleotides long. RefSeq lists its product as uncharacterized. Bases 68 to 13420 code for a protein of 4450 amino acids. NCBI's taxonomy places the organism in Eukaryota, Metazoa, Chordata, Mammalia, Rodentia, Cricetidae. The transcript is spliced from 4 exons. The record is from RefSeq and is a predicted model, not a curated record.
AGUAUUUCAUAUUUGAUGGGCUUCUUGAAAUCAAUGCCUUCUGGUAUCAAUAAGAUACCAGGUCAUUAUGUCAAAUAUAUACCAUUUAUUUAAAACCAGAAUGAAAUCUGUCUUAGAUGAGAAUAGGUUUUACACAAUAUGGGACUUUCUAGACUACUGGAUUUUUAACAAUGCUUGGAUAUCAAUCCUGUUUACAAUUUUCCUGGGAGUUGCUUUUGAGAUAAUCCUCAUAAGAACUUGUGAAUUAUUUAAGAAGAAGCUUGAGCUAUGGAAAAAUGGCAGUUCAUGUUCUGAGAGGCAGAAUGAAGAUGUUUUCCCCAGAGGAAAGAUAUUUGCUAUAGAGUGCUGGUCGAUUUCCCAAACAUCUUCAAUAGAAAGAAUAGAAACAUUUUCAGGAAGAGUAACAACCAGUCCUCCACCUGAGGAGAAUGGAGAUAACAUUACAGAAGAAACAUUUUUAUCCAAUGAAUAUGAAUAUCAAGGAAGCCAUUUUUGUGAAACUCACUCAUCUUCAGGUGGGACCAAUACAUCCUUGUCAAUGUUUCACUCAAAAGAAAAGAACAUUUUCAUGAGAUCCUUUCACAGAGAAGAUCCACAAAGUAAAUAUCAAACACAACCAUUUUCCUCCAAUAAUUUAUUUUCAAUAAUGAAAACCAACAGGACAAAAAAUACAUUUCUUGAUGCUGUCAGUUUUCCAAGCACUUUUACGUUUACAAGAGCUAAGGAUCUCAAUAUGACACCAUGCCCUCCUGUUCAUUUAUUUCUUUCUCUUGACCAAAUUAAACAUGUGGAAGAAAAUGUGAGAAAGAGGAUCUCUGUAAACCCUAAAUCUAUGUCAGGGAGGGAAGCUAAUUGUCUGCACCCAGGAUCUCACAAGCCAUUGAUCCAUUCUCAACAUCCUAAUGAAGUGGUUCUUCCUGCUGAAGCACUAGAUACUUUCCUGGACCAAAGUGUUAUGCAGAAUCAGUUGAUUCACAAAGAACAGUUUACUAGCCAAACCCAAGAAUGUAUUCACAACCAAGAGUCAGUCAUCAGCCAGCCUGGUUUCAUUCAGCCUCUAGAUGUUAUGAGACUGCCAUUUUCUAACAGCACACAAGACUCCUUCCAGGCCCAUCAAAUAGACCAUAAAGGUAGGAGCCAACAUUUCAACCACAUCCCAUGUAUUGUUGAAGCAGAGGAUUCAACCAAGGGCAUAGAGUGUGAUGAACAUUUCAGUGAAACCCAAUGUCCCGUUUAUUUUAAUGACCAAAACAGGAGUAAGCAUUUGGUUCCAGGACAAAAUAGUGUUUUCCAGAAUGCCGAUUUUCUAUCUUUAAGAUCAAAUUCAUUGGCUGAAGAUUUUUUACAACAAAAGGUAAUACCAGACCAACAACCAGUGGCUUCAUUAGAAUCAAACCAGCAUUAUGCACACAGGUCAAUGUCUCUUUCACUUAACAUUAAAAGGCAGAGAAACAGGAGAAAAAUGCCAGACAAUGAAAGAAAACUCAGUCUUAAAGUUCCACGUCCCAAAGCAAAGAAAACCUCUCAUUCACAAGUGUUUCCAAUCAUAGUAUGUCAUACUUCAGAAAAUAAGAUCAAGUUGAGAUGCAAGAAGAAGAACACAGUACAUCAAAGAAAAACCAUGUCAGAUAUAGCGCUGCAUCUUAUUUCUGUCUCUAAGCUUAUCACCCCCCAUGUUAAAAAGUAUUUCUUAAAAUGUCUAGUGGCAGUCAUUCCGGACUUAACAUGUGAGCAUAUUCUGCAGGGGCAAAAUGAGUCACUAGAUAUAGAGAAAAUCAAUUAUACAGGGGCAGACAAACAUACAGUCAGAGAGGAGGUUGCAGGUCCCAUGCACCCACCUUUAAGGUCAGAGAAAUUGCCUGCUGCUGAGUAUUUAAUUGAAACAACAGAAGGUAGGGUCCCAUUUUGUGAAAAUCCCACACAAACACUGGAUAGUCAUAUUACAGAAGACAAAGAAUAUUUGAACAAGAACUUAUGUGCAGAUGCCACAAGACCUUUCAAAGUCAGAAAAAAAUCAUCACGACCAAAAAAUGUACUUGGUGUCAAGCACAAAUUUAAAGUGAAAAGCCCUGCAUUUUCCCUAAGGCUUUCUGUCGCUGCACAUGACACCCUGAAACGUAGGAGAAAAGUGGGAGACAGCUUUGAAAUCAACAUUAAACAAAUGCUGCAUGAUGUAACGGCACCUGAACUUCUGAAUGUUCAGCCUCAGAGGUCUAGCAUUCGCAAUAAUAAAACAGAUAUCGAGACAACACCCACAAAGCCCCAAGUUGAGAAGAAAGAAGAGCAUCCAGAUCCCCUUGAGAAAGAAAGGAAAGCUGUGGAUCCUCUAGAAGCUCAGCUGUGCCGUGAUGUGAAAGCGGCGGAACCAGCGCUGCCAGGGACGGUGGCUCAUGCUAAGAGGAGCUUUAGAUCUGAUGCGUGCCCCGUGAAGGGGGUUAAAACGGAGAAGGAAAUGUUUCAAGCAAUAUCUCUCACUGAAGCAAUUAGGGAGUCAGUUGACUCACUGAGAAUGGAUUCAUUUUGUCUUGCAAAUACAAAAACCAGUACAGCUACACAGACAGAGUUCCAAUAUUGUGCAGAAUUAGAGUUGAAUCCUCUCACGUCAGCAAAGUUACUGACUCAAGACUCUCUGAGCCAAUCAAGUGAAAGUAAUGUUUCAAAUAAUGGAGAUGAUACAAGGGAAAUUAGUUAUGGUUUUAAUCAAAACACUUUUUCAUGCUCUGUAAAUUAUUGCAUGCCUGUUUUGAUUCAUUCUAAAAAGAAAGACCGAACAAGAUUCACAAAUAUGAGUACAGUGAGGCUCAAGUGUAUCAAUAAGGUGAAACCGAUGGCUUCAAAAACAUUCAAUAUCACAGGCAAUAAAAAGAAGUCAAAAUUAGACCUCAAGAUCAAAUUAAAAAGGGUAAACAAGGCUAAGGCAUUUUUACCUGAAUGUCAAAACACUAUUUGCUUAUCCAUCCAUAGAAGUUUGCAGGAGAUCUUCUGUCAUGCUCAACUAAAGCAAGAAGGACUAGCAAACAAAAUAUGUGUUGACUGUGUUGCUGAAAGUAGUGUAUUCUACAACAGAGAGAGAAUUUUCAAAGAAAAAGAAAACCCUUUUGUACAGGCAGCUUCACAGCAUGGCCAACAUGGGUGGGCUGAUGCAGAUCAAAGGAAGGAAACUCUCACAGAUGAGCCAGACCCAUCACCCAUCUCUUUAAGUCAAGAACAACCUACUAACAGUCAGGAUAUAAAGUACCAAAAAGAUUCGCUGAAAAGUACUUUGGAGACCAGCCUACAAAUGCCUCCUAUCCAAGCUGAAGGAUUACAGACAACUACCAAAACAGAAAGUGGCAUAAACUUCCCCGUGGUUCCUAAAAUUUUAUCUCCUGAAGCAGGGACCUCUUCACCUGGUGAAUUUACAAAUAUGGCAAGUGAUGAUUUAGAAUCUGACGAAAACUCUGAACAUGAACUAGGUUUGUAUCCUGAAGCAAAGGAUUCAGAGACAUCAAUAGGUCUUCAGGUGACAUUCCUGCAGUCUUCUGAUUCUGUUACAAGAUCCUUUGUUUCCAGACCUAAAGGGAAGAGAAAAGCACUAAAAUUAAAGAAGAAGCAGACAACAAUGAGACAUAGACAUAGCACUAUGAGGGAAAUAAAACCAUCAGUUUCACAGUCAGUUAACGGCAGGUAUAGCAAAAAAAUAAACCACAAAGAAAUGAAAGAUCCCCAGAAGAGGGUUAACAUAGCAGGUGCCUGUUUGGACUUCAUUCACUCUGAGGCAUGCAUCUUGUUAAACAAAAAAAAUAGAAGUUCAAAACCAUGCAUAGAUAAACAGAGAAUAAGAAGACCUGGUUGUAUGGAGCCAAUACAAGAAAAAUUGCCAGAUGGAAGAAACACACACUCUCUGGGUUUUGCUGAUUUCAGUAGUUCCUCUACCAUGAAGAACUAUGAAGAGGAAAGAGAAGAGGAACCAGAACAUUUCCUGAUCUCAGAAAACAGCCCCAGACUUAUUUGUGAUACUUAUCAAGAAAAAGACCAUGACCAAGCAGGGAGAACAAUUACUCAGGUACAAGCACAAACACCUGCGGAAGUCAUUUCCUGUUCUACCCCAUGCCCCAUCUCAGAUGAACUUAAACUAGAAAGGCUAGAGGGCUGUUUCAGUGUUUCCCCUCUAAUGGUUGGGGAAGAUAAAGACAGUGCACUAUCUGAAGGAGAAUAUGAUCUAUUUGACGAAAGACAACACAAGGAACAGGCUGCUGACAGUGAAAGGGAGGCGGAGGAACUGUCAGUCUCAUACACUAAUCCAAGCCAUAGCGGGGAAAUAAAAUGUGACUCAACCAAAAUGAAAGGCAUGUAUCCAGAGGAAAAGAUUGCAGAUGAAAUACCCUAUUUGACAAAUGUUGCACUGGAUAUUAAUAUGAGCGUCAAGAUAGAAAUGGAAAAAGCCAUGUCCAGCAAAAAAUCACCCUGUUCUGUACCAAAGAAGUCAGAGAUACUGCUUCAUGAAGGGAAGGUUACUUCAGAUGACAUCAAAGAAAUUGAUCUUCAAUCUAAAGAAGUAAGGGAAAAUGAUGCUGACACAUUAUGUAAAUCAUUCCCACAAGAUAGCCAACAUUUUGCAUUUUGUUCACAUCAAAGCAGGGAUCCUAACUCUCACGAAUUAAAACAAAGAGGGAGGGCCAUUAUGUUCACUGUGGAACAGGAAAUUCCACAGCCAAGUCAGUCAGCAGGUCUAACACAAAGAGAAUGUACCAUGUGUACGUCAAAUUCAAAGGUUCCUCCCAUACAAUCACAAGAAUCACAAAUAGAUGAAGUUAACACUGAUAGAACAAAAUAUGACAUCGCUGCUGAUGGGACUCAUUCACAGAAACUGAACAGUUGGGAUAGAUUGGAAAGAGAAGGGUUUAAAAAUGACCUACAAGUAACAAUCACAGAGUCUUUGAAUAUCUCAAUUCCUGAUGUACUGAGAUCUAAAAGGAAAAGCAGAGUAUCUACAUGCAAAGCCUUACAAGGUAGAAUGUGUUCAACUGGUAUAACUAUGAAAGGAAGGAAACCAUCUGUCUCAAAGGUACUAACUAUUUCACAGUGUGGUCACAGAAAAACUCUACUUCCAAAAACAUUGAAACCACAGAUUUCUGAAUUACUUAAACAUUCUGCUGUCUUAUCUGAUAGUCCUAAUAUAAAAGUAUUGAAAUAUCCAACAGCAGAGAAAAAGAAUAGAUUAUUAACCCAGGAACUGGCAGCAACAAUGAUACAGUCUUUGAGUUUCUCCACACCUACGUCAAAGGAGAGAGAGAAUUUAAAACUCAUGGACAAGGGAAAUGAAAUAAGUAACAAUAGUCUAUCUGUCAAAACGAGGAAGGCGGCAAUCUCCCAGACACUUAUUACUGCAGGAUGUGGAACACCAAAACAAGGUGAACACAUGGAAGGUUCGUCCCUAAAUGCCAUCUUCUCUCCUAUGCCUGUGUCUCUAGAUCUGAACACAUGUGGUGGAAGACAAGAUAGGGGUAUGAUGUGGACAGUGAGAUUUAGUCCUGAGCUUCAUGACCAGUCAGAACACAAAGAGAGAGAUUGGUGCACAAACUACACAGACAAGGACACAGCCUCAAAUGGCACCAAAGAUGUAAUAGGUCAAGGGGGUGAAGAGGGCCCACUGACUUUCCAACACUUCAGUAUGGCAGGGCCUAAUUCUGUGCAAUCUGGUUUACAACUGGUUAAUUCAGCAACUUAUCCAGAGUUAGAGAGAACUCUAUAUGAUGGGCAAGCAGACCCAGUCAAUGUGAAUAACUUACAAAGUAGCAUGGUGGGUGUAACGUCAAACACACCUUCCAUACAGUCUCUUGCCUAUUCUGAAGUGGAUACACAGAUAAAUGGAGAGGAAGCUAUGCAAAUAGCCCAAUCUAGCCAUCACCCAAAGCUCCAAAGACCAUCAGAUAUAGCAGAAAUAAUCUAUACACAUUCUAAUCUUGAACCUAUCUUAAACAAUGAAAAAUGUUCCAUAGACUAUACAUUCCAGAAAGAAGAGAGUACAACACCAGAAGAAAACAUGCAUUUGAAAGAAAAAACAUCAGUUUUACAGAAAAUUCAGUUAGAUAUCACAGAACCAAGGCAAGAGCUACAAAAAAUUAAAGAUGAACUUAAUGUGGUUGAAACCAGUACCAGCAUGUGGAUAUCCUGUCCUGGUUUAAAAUCAGAUACAAGGCUAGAAAAAGCAGAUGAUGUAACUGAAGUAACACUGCACACUCUUACAGAAUUAUCACUCCAAACACCAUCAGCUCCACGGAGUGAAGCAAGUAAAGAGUGUGCCAACGGUGACAGCACUAGUGCCACACUAAAACAAGAGGAGCGCGUGCUGCAGAAAACAGAACAUGAAGUAAAAAUAUUUGGUGACAAAGUCACAAUGCAUACAGAAGACAAGGACUGCACAGAAAAUAAAACACUCUCCCAAGAUUUAUUCUCAAGUUCUAAGGAGCAAGGGAAAAUAGAGCCACAAAAUGAAGAACAAGCAAGAGUGGACAGAAAGGACAAAAAAGAACAGAAUUACAAUCAUGAUGGCAAAGACCAAGAGAAAAUGGAUCCAAAUUAUACAAAACAGGGGGAAUGCAGUCAAGAUGAUAGGGAGGAAAAGGAAAAGAAUCCAGAGGGUAAAGAGCCAGAGGAAGCAGUUGGAGAUGGUCAGGAACAAGAGGAAGACUGUCCAGAGAAUGGAGAGCAAGAGACAUGGAAUCACAAAUGUGACACUCCAGGGAAAGUAAACCCCAACAGUAAACAGCCAAAGAAAGCAGACCAACAAGGGGAAAGCAAGGAGAAAGAAGCUCCUGAGUGUCUUCCUUCUAAGUCUUCUCAUAAACUGAUGCCUAUCAGAACAGAAGAAGAGAUGCAAGGAACCAUAAAAUCAGCUAAUUCACAGCUACAGCACCAGAAAUUGCUUGAAACAGGAAAAACUGAACAAACAGCGUCAACUGAGGAUGAUGAUAAGUCAAAUGUAAAAAUAGGGAAGCAGUGUGAGUCACAGACAUGGAUGGAUAGAGGAAAAAUUGUGCAUACAAAAGAUGCAAUGCACCCCAAAGACACAAGUUCCAACAAAAAUCAGUUACCACUUGCAAAUGCACCCAGGAUCACUGGACAUUAUGGUGCAGAUACAACAGAUGAACAGACAAAUGUAAAUGAAAACUUGGGACAUGUGCAGGAAAGAAACUGCGAACUAGGUGAGGGUUUGACCUUUGCAUCUUUACCUCACAGUAAGGUAGAUAUAGAAAUGCAAUUUAAGAAAGAAACAUGGAUAGAAACAGGAUCCUUUUCUUCGUACUCACAGAGCAUGGAAUCUUCAGAUGCAGAAACACCAAGUUGUACAGCAUCUUUGAAUAACAUCAUAAGUGAUUCAAAAAGAUCAAGAUACAUGCCACAUAAAGAAGACAAUGGAGUGAACACUUCUGACAGAAGCAUUGUGCAUCCCAAGGCUGGAUGUGUGAACAUAAAUAAAUCACCACUUUCAUAUAUACCUGAAAUAAAGAGACCAAAACUGCAUCUUGAAGAGAAAAGGAAAAAGAAGCAAGAAAACAGGAAGGAAAAAUGUAUGCUCCUGAGAGAAGCUCAUUCUGUCAUCACUUCUUCAGAUGCCUCUACUUUAGACAAAGCAGAGGAAGUUGAAACAGAAGUAAUGCAAAGGCACGUGCCACACUCUAGGCCGCAAGAAUCACCACCUGUAGGACAAGUAGCACCUACAAAGUCCAUUUCUAACCAUGCAAAGAGAAGAAAACUGCAUCUAGCAUGGGAAGAAGAGGAAGUACAAACCUCAGCAACUGAUGCUUUGACAAGUUCCAGUGACCUAGGUUUAAAGGCAAAGAUAUCUGCAACUUAUGUGUUGAGUGUCAAGGAGAAUAGAAUUCCCAGGAAGAGGAAGACUCCCUGGAGGAGCAGUAAAGAAAAAGCAGGAAAAAAACAGGAAAAAACUGGAGAAUGUAAAGUUUUUGCAACAAAGAUUGAUAGUUCCAUGCCUUCUGUUUCUCACCAUGGAUUGUCACCUCUACAUGAAGAUUUUCUUGUGGCAUCAUGUACAGGGGAACUCACACAUUCAGGUUCAAAUGGAAGCAUUACCCUACCUAAUGUAAUAAGUAAAGCCAAAAUACAAGACUUAUAUGAUGAGGCAAAAGUCAGAGUAUCAGAUAAAGACAGCAAAGAUAGAAUAACUUUGAGAGCAAGAAUAUCCCCACCUACACAUUUUAAUGACAGCAUGUCACCUUCUAAUAUUAGAGAGCAAAAGAAAGAACCUAAGCGAGGCAAAAGUGAACCAACAAUGAUUGUUCUAAAUGAAAUUGCUUCCUUACCUUUUCCAUCUUUCCUAAAGUUAGACACUAGAGUGAGUGAAGAGGAAAACAUACUAGCAGAAACAGACAUUUCUUUUCUACCACCAACAAUUGAAUACAUGUCAGAGUCAGACAAAAGAGCAUACAUCGAAUCAUCAGGUCAUGUGCUAAGCAACAGAAAAGAACCAACACACGAAGAGGAGAAGAAUAGACUCAUAAAAGAUGUGAAAGACAAAGAGAUCACCAACUCAGUGGAUCAAAGGGUAAAGAAAUUUUCAUGGUCACAUACACUCAGUACCAAAGAGUUGCAGAAGAAAACCCAGGUAGAAAAACUUGUGGAUCUGGCAAACACAAUUGUAGCAGUGUCCAUCUCACAAUUGCAACUCAAUACAUUUUUAGAUGCACAGAUAGAUGGUAGAGAAGUUUACAGUGAGAUAAAAUUACUGAAAGAUCACGUGCCACAGAAAGAAAAGAAAGAUAAAAAAAAGCAUGUGGAUGUAAAUAAUAUAUAUUGGAAAACAAAGCAAUCACCUGUUUUACCUAUGCAGAAUUUGAGUAACAUUCACUGGAAAACUAGAGAGCCAGGGGGAAAAGCUAAACAAGAUAUAAGUGAUCCAGGUUUAACACUAACUAAGAAGUUGACUAAGACUGCUACGUCUCCCCAACCUAUCCUUAUUGUGAAUGCUGGAAUCAUGGACAAAUGUACACCAAUGCUAAGAAGAUCCUCUGUUUCCUUGGGAUACUUCCAGAAAUCAUCAGAUUCUGAAGGAGGCAUUUACAUACAGCCAAUUACUGGAGAUACUUCAGUUAAUCUACAAAAUAAAAACCAGCAUAUGUCAGAGGAAAAUGAAGAACCUGGAAUGCAAGUAGCUAAGAUCAUAACUCAUAAAUACCAAGAAACAAAGGUGCAGGAACUUCAAGAUGAACAAAGCUUUGUUCUAACUAAAUCCUCUUCUUUAUUACCAGAUCUGCUUUAUCCCAAAUUGUCUAAGAAAACAGAAUUCAAUGACACAAAACUAACACUUAGAAAUUCUGCUUUGCAGAGACUAUCAACUAAAAGAGAAACAUUACCUAGAGAUGCCAUUGUUGAUGACACCACAAAAGAUGUUCAAAAACAACAUAUACCUCAGAGAGAAGAGAUAUACAGAAAACAAAUAAUAGACAGGCAAUGCACAGAUGUAACUUUAAAGUCACAAAAUUCACUUCUCUCUCAGAAGCUCCAUAGAACAGAACUACCUAUGCAUAUUAACUCACCUAAACCAAAGGAACAAGACAAUAAAAGUGAACCUGGAGUUUUAAGAAAAAUGUGUUAUAAUUCUAAACCUCCAACCAACAUUACCUUGUGUAAAGCUGUACAAGUAGAUGAAGAAAGGGCAGAAAGUGCACUAUUUUACACAUUCCCACAAAUGUUUCCAGCAUUAUCAGAUGCAGAGAAAAUGGCAGACACAGAGGCCAUAUGUAGGUAUGUCAGAAAAGGAAAACCAUGUACAAAGAAAAUAGAAAAAACAGUAGACUUGACAAUUGGUCAAGAACAAAGAACAAAGGUCUCACCAAUUUCACAGCUCCUUAAUGCGAAGGAAUUUGUCCUGAAUAUGAAGGUUCUGGAGAAAAAAGUACACAAAGAUAAAAGUGAACUGGCAGUGAUUGCAACACGAACUUUCCUGUCCAUGUCAUCACCAGCUUCUAGGUAUUCACAGGACAAAACACAGAAAGACACAGCAGGAAUUACAGGACAUGCUUACCCACAGGGAAAUUUCCAGGAAGCAGCAGAUGCCCAGGAAACAGCAAACAGAGAGUCAGCUGAAGAUGAUAGUAACUGUAUUGCUAAGACAACAGAACACAAUGUGCUACAGAAACAAGCCAGGUCACAGGAGUCAAAGUCAGUGAUCAGUGCCUAUCAAAUAAGUGAGAUUCCACAAGUUGACUCAGAAUGUGAGUCAGAGCCCCCAGAUCUUAACAUCGACCUCACAAGAUUAGGUAUGAUUAAAAGGGAAAAAAUGCUGGACAUCUUCUUCACAGGGCAAAAAGAUCAGCUAGAAGAAUGUGAAAAAAACCCUUCAACUAAAAUUGGAAAUUGGAAGAAGGAAAAUGAAAUCAAAGAUAAUUUAAGUCACAAAACAAGUCCUAAGUUUCCAGUUUCUCUACCAAAGAAAUCACUCAAGGAGACACUGACCACAAGUGGAACCCUUGUAUGUUUAAAAGGGCCAGUGACAGAGACAGAACAAGAGACUGGCUCAGCUAGGUCUAUUAAGCCAAAGAAAGAUAAACAGAGUAAUGCUACGGUAAGCGAAAUGUUACCUCCAGAAAAGACAUCUCAAAAUAAGGAAGAACAAAAUAAUAACAUGAAAAAGCAAGCCAUUCCUCACUCCAAAAGUGAACAGCAGAUAAAGGCAAAGUCCUUCUCUCUUCUUAUUGUUCCGGUUCACAACAAAAAUCAGAGGAUACAUUUACAAACAGAUGUGGAUGAGAAAAUUGCAGUGAGUAUCAGCCCACAAAUACAGUCAUGGGCACAUGUGAGUACUACAGAGUUUAAUGUCACAAGAUGGAACAAAGAUUCACCAUCAAUCAUUCCAGAACAAGAACAAUGUGAUCUAGAAUUGCCUCAUAAAUCCCAUGAUUCUCUACUGAAUUCUGAACCCAGGAACUUAUGUUUACAAACAAUACUAGGGAUUGUUGCAGGGUGUGAGGAUUUAAAUAUCACACAUAAACCUGAUAUGAAUACCACUGAGCAAGAAGAAAUAAAAAAAGAUACUCUAACACCCCCAGAGUGUACAUUUGAAGAUCAGACAUCACAGAUGGUGAACAUAUCCUUACAGAACUGUGACUCUCACGCCCAAAAGGCUAUUUCAGAAGAUUACAGUUGCAGGGUUUACCUGAAAGUUAUAAAAAUGAAUUUCAGGUCUCCAAAAAUUGAUAAUAGACGUGCUAACUUAAAAACCAAUUACCAAAGACAUUUUCCUCCUCUCAGCUGUGUUCAGAUACCAACAUUGAAUGUUUCAAAUAACAGCAAGGUCAUGACAAAGGACACUGAAAAGCAAGAAGGUAUAACAUCACUAGAAACUUGGAGUAAUCAAAUACAGUCAGGGACCCACGUGAGUACUACAGAGUUUAAUGCAAGAAAGAAAGAAGACCCACCAUCAAUAGCUCCAUUGAGUCACAUCCUCUACAAGUUCUCAAUGAAAAAAAAGGAUGACCUUCUUGUACACUUUUGUACAAAAGCAGUGGAGAUAAAAGCAACAGGCCUUCCCAGAAUUGUAGCACAAUCUUAUGCAAUGACUAAUGCCCAGGAUAAACCAAAACCUUUAUUUAAGUGUAUCCAUUCUGCCACUAAAGAACCAAAACGAACAAACAGAGUUUUAGUACUUUUUGAUGAAAGAUCUUUUUGUGAAAUUGACCAUGAUUUGCAAUGCAAAUACCUCCGCUCUAUCCCUAGACCUUCUGUCACUGUGGUCUCUAAGCCAAAUGUACUUCCCAAACACACUUCUAAGUUAAGCAUGGGUAGACCUUCUGUCACUGUGGUCUCUAAGUCCCAUGUACUUCCCAAACACACUUCUAAGUUAAGCAUGGGUAGACCUUCUGUCACUGUGGUCUCUAAGCCCAAUGCACUUCCCAAACACACUUCUAAGUUAAGCAUGGGUAGACCUUCUGUCACUGUGGUCUCUAAGUCCCAUGUACUUCCCAAACACACUUCUAAGUUAAGCAUGGGUAGACCUUCUGUCACUGUGGUCUCUAAGCCCAAUGCACUUCCCAAACACACUUCUAAGUUAAGCAUGGGUAGACCUUCUGUUACUGUGGUCUCAAAGCCAAAUGUACUUCCCAAACACACUUCUAAGUUAAGCAUGGGUUCAGGCUCAGAAUGUAAAAAAGUGGAAGAUAGUGAAGGAAGUAGUAUUCUUUCCUUUAACAAAGAACUUUUACAGCAUGUUCCUUUCCAAAAGAAAAAUCCACAACAAAGCUCAUUACUCAUUAGAAAAUUACAGGAGCCAACCAAUGUACCUAGUCUACAAGGCACAGAACAGAAUGAUAUGAGAAUUCUUUCAGAUUUAAAAUUACAGAUGACAACAGAAAAGGAUAAACAAUGUCAUGUAUGGUUUGAAGAGAACAAUUCAUACAAGCAUUCUGUUUCAGGAACUCAGCAAAAUAAUUCUGAUUUAGCUGAUUCAUUUUCAUCUUGGAUUUCUGAUGACUGGACCAAUGAUAUCCCCCUAAAUACAGAGACUUCAACUGACUUGGCAGAAUGUCCAGCUUCUGAGGAAAGUGACAGUGAGGAAUGUGUGUUUAUAGAAACCAAUUUUUACUUAACUCAAGAUUCACAAAAGUUCCUGAUUGAGGUACCUAAAGGCAUUCCGUUGGCAGAUACUCACAAAAUGGAUGAAGCAACUUUUUUGAAACCAUUUUACUGUGGAGAUCUGAAUGAUUAUCAUCCGAGAACCCAUAGAAAGCACACCUCCCCUGUGGCCCAAUCUUGCUAUCAGUCUCAGAAUACUAGGAAAUAUAGGAUAAACUCCAAAAUGCAGUCUCCUGAAUGGUUGUCUCACAGCUCAUCCAAUACUGUGGAAAUAGAGUCUACAGAAUCUUGCAUAACAUGGAAUGAAGACUGGACCUCGACCACAUGGAGCAGAACAAGCUACUCUUUAACAUCCUCAACAACUGAAUCAAAUAUUAAAUUGAAUCUUGAAAAAAAACAUGGCAAGUCCUACAUGUACCCACAAAUCAAAGAAAGGAUGGCUAAAUCUGAUUUAUGGAGAAAGUCCAACUUUGAACAGAGUUCAAAUUAUAGUCACUCACACAGUGAAGAGAAACACCCAAGGAGGAAGAGACUAUAUCAUUAUGAAUCCAAAGAACCAAAUCCACAAACCAAUCAGAUGCCAGAGCCAAAUGCUCAUUGGCAGAAUAUCAAAUUCUAUUCAGAAAGAAGAGAAAAUCAGCCCUUCCUUUAUGCCUGUGUACCAGCAGAUUCAAUGGAUGUUAUCCCCCAAACCAUUCGCUGGGUUAUUCCCCCCAAAAUCUCACAGCAAAGAAACUUCAAAGUUCCUCGAGUGGCAAAUAUUUCAAAAUCUUGGAAUCUAAUGAGUUCAUCCAAAAAGCUGUUGGGAUCACUUUCAUGGGCUUUUAAUAGAAUCCGUUAUCGUUAAUAUCAAUUGCAAGUGGAUUCUUCCGAAUUGGAACUCAGUUUGCUACUGUGAUAUUCUAUGAAAAUAAAUGAGUAGAAUGUCA